This is a messenger RNA of Misgurnus anguillicaudatus (oriental weatherfish), 3460 nucleotides long. It is a transcript of the gene tmprss3b, whose product is annotated as transmembrane serine protease 3b. Lineage: Eukaryota; Metazoa; Chordata; Actinopteri; Cypriniformes; Cobitidae. Gene Ontology annotation, cellular component: membrane. Gene Ontology annotation, molecular function: protein binding; serine-type endopeptidase activity. The record is from RefSeq and is a predicted model, not a curated record. Gene Ontology annotation, biological process: proteolysis.
UAUUUACAGUGUGUUGAAACAACCCAGCACAGGCCGAUUCAAAUCUAAAACUUGAGUUUGGUCAUAUUUUACCCAACCAUGGGUUGAAAAAUCAGCAUUUUUAGAGUGUAGAAAAAUAAAUAAAUGCUCACAACAUCAUAAUAAUGAUUCCAUAAUAGACGUAUAAACAUCCAAGGUCUUUAAUAAACUAUACUACUCAUCGUAAAUGCAGCAUCCAAUUAAUGAACAGCCCAAAGGCUGGUGACCUUUUCAUGCUUGGUAUUCCUCAGUGACCCCUGCAGUGUAACAAGAGCUCAGUCCAACUUUACCUGAUCCACAACUGCAGUGACACGACAAAACGCUGGCGUACACCUGCUCAGGUGUCAUUUAGUGCUGGAGAGCAGGUGUGGCAGGAGGAGCACAGAAAUAAGAUCACUCAAAGGACGGAUCUUAGUCCAAUAACCAGUUUUCAUUUAACAAGCCUCUUAACAGGCAUUUUUGGGAGAGUUACUUGGGAAUAUACAGACAAACUCUGGAUUCAUUAGCUCCCUAAGUGUUUGGUCUCAUGGCCAUCACAUUGGACUGAUUCAUCUCAGAUGGAGAAAAGAUGAGAGGAGAGUUAUGGCUUCUUCCCAAACAUCAGGAGAGAGAGAGGGAGAAAGACAAGAGGAUAAGAAUCCAGCACUGGACAGACCUGAGUCCGGUGUUCUUGAAGUGGUGUCUGUUACGGACGAGGACCUUCCUGUCAUCGAGACCCCUACUACUUUUAACGUGAGUUCCUUCAGCAGCCAACACAGUCGUUCCAUUCACUUCUAUGACCCGGCGACGCAGGACCCUCACGUGCCCGUUGAGUUGCCCACCGAGGCGUCUGCCCCACUGCCGGUGUAUAAAACAUAUAACAUACAGAUCCCACCAAGCCCAGGUGUGCCCAUCAUCAAGGUCCAACCUUUUCUUUCAGGAGGGGAACUAUCAGGCUUUAAAUCUCUUUGUUGGCCGUACGUGUCUCGCAGAUUGCUGGCACUGCUCAUAACCUUAGGUUUGCUAAUAGCGCUGACUCUGGUCCUGGGAAUCGGUUUAGGAGUGGGGCUGCAGAGUUGUUCUGGAAAGUUUCGCUGCGUGUCGCCUGCUCGGUGUAUCAGCAGAACGGCUGUGUGUGAUGGAGUUAAAGACUGUGGAGAUGGAGAAGAUGAACUCAAUUGUGUGCGUGUGAGUGGCAGGAGUUCAGUGUUGCAGGUGUACAGUAGAGGAUUAUGGAGGACUGUAUGUUUUGAGGGCUGGGAUUCAAACCUGGGUUCCUUAGCCUGCAGACAACUGGGAUACAACAGCUAUGUGAGCUCUGAGGGCAUUCCUAUCUCCUCCAUUGAAGAUAUCUUCCAGAGAAACCUAGUGGCUCUUAAUAUCAGCCAACCAGGCCAUCAAGAAACCUUCAAGAUCCACAACUCUUCAUAUGUUAGAAAGACUCGAUGCAGUUCAGGCACAGUAGCUGUUCUCAAAUGUAUAGAGUGCGGCUCCAGGCCGGCGGUCAGGAGUCGAAUUGUAGGGGGAAACAUUUCGAGCCUUGGACAGGUGCCAUGGCAGGUCAGCUUAUAUUACCAGAACCAGCAUAUCUGUGGAGGAUCAAUCAUAAGUGACAGCUGGAUACUUACUGCUGCUCACUGUGUGUACGGUUUUUCUCAGCCCGCGUUAUGGGCAGUGCAUGCUGGGAUAUUAGAUCAACCGGUGAGUGGAUUGGGAGCUGCGUCUGUGGAGAAAAUCAUCUACAAUGCCAACUACCAGCGAGAGAGACUUAGUUACGACAUUGCGCUCAUAAAGCUAAAGGUGCCUCUGUCCUUCAAUGACUCAGAUCAGCUGGCUCCCAUUUGUUUGCCGAGUUAUGGCGAGACCUUUGAGACAGGACAGAUGUGUGUGAUCUCAGGCUGGGGAGCCACAACGGAUGGUGGAGAAUCCAGUAUAUCGCUACAGAUGGCUCAGGUGCCUUUACUCUCCAAACAUAAAUGCCGCAGGCCCGGUCUCACAUCGUGGAACAUCUGCGCAGGAUAUUUGCAGGGUGGCGCUGGUACAUGUCAGGGGGACAGCGGAGGGCCGCUGGCGUGCCGGCGGUCUGUGUGGACGUUGGUGGGAGCAGCCAGCAAUGCUCAGAGCUGCGGACAGAAAAACAAACCGGGCGUUUACACGAGCAUAACUCACAGUCUCACGUGGAUUCAUCAACAGAUGGAGAAAGAAGAGGAUCUUUAAGGAUGGUUAUCCUGGGACAUUUUGAACAUCUUGCUCAGCAGCCACGUGUAUUAUACAAAAAAAGGGAAAUUACAGUAUGUCGCAAUUAUCGGACACGAUCCAUAUGUUAUGGAGAGAUUCAGAUACACUGUAGGAGCUGAAAUGCAUAUACAACGGGUUAAAUAAGUAUUGUCACCUUUUUAUUUUUAGUAAAUAUAUUUCUAUUGACAUGAACAUUUCAACAGGUGAUGGUAACAACCCAUGCAAUCCACACAUGCAAAAAAACAGAUGUCUAUAAAUUAAGUUAUGGGUAAUGAUGUAAAAUGACACAGACAAUAGUAUUGGACCCCUGAAGAAAAGGAGGUGCAAAAAGGCAAGGAAAGCCAAGACGGUCAGUAAUGAGAAAAGCAAUCCUGCUGAAUAAUUUUAAAUGUUUUAAAAAUAUAUUACAGAAUUUAAGCUGUAAAUAUUACAAAAUUGCAAGUUUUACAAUAAAAAUAAAAACACCAAACCAAGUCCUCUAAAUUAAAAUGGACCAACAUGAACUAGAUAAAGCACAUGCCAAGAUAGAAUUAUAUUUUGUAUAUAUAUUACAUAUAUUAUUGUUGUAGAAAAAAACUAGUGUUAAUAUACAUUCUCAUUAUAAUUUAGCACUUAUCAAGAUAAUUUAAUAAUUUUUACAACGCAAUGUAAAUAUAACUUUUUAUUAAACCUAACAAGAGUGCUGACUUUCGCGUCAUUUAGUCAGAGUCAAUUGAGAUCUCAAAUAUCAAAUGGUUCAUGCUCUUCUUCAUUAAUAAAUGGUCACAGCAAACAGCAUGCCAAUUGAAAAUCUAUGGAAAGAAUUUAAAGACUGUUUGUGUAAAAUAAUGGGUCAAAAUCACACCGUCUGUAGUGAUAUACAGGACGCAUCUUGAAGCUUUCAUUACCAACAAAGGCUUUUGUAAUAAUUUCGGUAUGAGUGUUCAUAUGAUUACACAUAACUUACAUCUAUGGUUUGAUUUCUUUGAAUCGGUGGAUCGUAUGGGUUGUUACCACCAACAUCUGGUGAAAAUUUCAUAUCAGUAGCACCUUUAGGAAUAUGUUAACUAAGAAAAACUGUAAUGUGUUCAAUACUUCCCAUACGGCAAAAAAAUAAAAAAAUUAAAUAUAUGCUUAAUACAUUUUGUAUAAUGUUAUGCUCAAUUGAAUAUAUUUUCUAAUUUGGAAAUAUAUUUUGUUUAAACCUUCAUAUAUCAAUAUAUAUUUCAAGCAAACACAUUUCUAA